AAUGUAAUGAGAUCUCAUCAAAUGAUUUCUGUUGGUUUUUUUUUUUCUUUUUUAAAGCUGAACUCUGAUUACAUUGUUGCAGUUUGGGGAUGCUAGUAACUUUUUCCAGAACCUCUCAGGUCUCUGUUUCUCAAGUUCCUUUUUAUUUUUUUCAGCAACCAACAGCAUAUUUUCCCUUGCCUCUUUUUUUCCUCCCUUCUUCGCCUUUCCGCGUGACGUGUGAGUGGAGUUCUGCCCUUGUCUCUGGCAGCAAAGCUUUGAGUGCAGGAGAGAAGGAACUCGUGCAGUGGCGGUCACUGACUCUGACCUGCCACGGGCGAGAUGGAUCGGCGGCGUUAAUAAGAAGGAGCCGAGCGCUUUCUGGCCUGAGUGUGUUGUGCUUUGUACUCUCAGGAGGGGGGAGGAAUCCAAGAAGACCAGGAGAAAGUGGACAAGUUGUUGGGCUGUGUCGCUUGUGGGCAAAGGUGCAUGAGAAGGAGCAGCUGAGGAGUCCGUUUGAGAGAAGGGCAGGAGGAGGAGCGCUCCGCUGAGGGAAAACCACCGCUGUAUCCCCCCCCCCAGCGCAAACAGGACAGGAUGAGGUAUCAAGGCAGGGAGGUGGAUGAGGGACGGGUGCGCCUGGUGAUGGAGAGCGCCCUCACAGCCCGGGACAGGGUCGGAGUGCAGGACUUUGUCCUGCUGGAAAACUACAACAGCGAGGCCACCUUCAUAGAGAACCUGCGGAGACGCUUCAGGGAAAACCUCAUCUAUACGUAUAUCGGCUCGGUGCUGGUGUCAGUGAACCCGUACAAGGAGCUGGAGAUUUACUCCAAGCAGCAGAUGGAGCGUUACCGAGGUGUCAGCUUCUAUGAAAUAUCUCCUCACAUCUAUGCCAUAGCAGACAACACAUACCGGGCCAUGCGAACAGAGAGGAGGGAUCAGUGUAUCCUCAUAUCAGGUGAGAGUGGGGCAGGUAAGACAGAGGCCUCCAAGAAGAUCCUCCUCUACUUUGCCGUCACCUGCCCCACUAAUGAUCACAUGCUGGCCCUCGGUGACCGUCUGCUGCAGUCCAACCCCGUCCUGGAGGCUUUCGGUAAUGCCAAAACACUGAGAAAUGACAACUCCAGCCGCUUUGGGAAAUACAUGGAUAUCCAGUUUGACUUCAAAGGUGCAACAAUGGGUGGUCAUAUUCUGAAUUACCUGCUGGAGAAAUCCCGGGUGGUGCACCAGAACCACGGGGAAAGAAAUUUCCACAUCUUCUAUCAGCUCCUCGAUGGCGGAGACGAUGACCUGCUCAACACGCUGAACCUGGAGAGGAACCCUCACAGCUACCGCUACCUGGUUAAAGGAAGCUGUCCAAGAGUGAGCUCCAUAAGUGACAAGAACAACUGGAGAGUUGUGAGGAAGGCCCUGGAUGUGAUCGGCUUCACCGCAGAGGAAGUGCAGAAACUGCUGAACAUCAUCGCCAGUGUUCUCCAUCUGGGCAACACUCUCUUCGGUGAAGGAGAGGAAGGAGAAACUUAUAUCACCACUGAGACCCAGCUAUCAAAUGCUGCAAAGCUGCUGGGUGUCGAUGGCUCCGCCCUGAUGGAGGCCCUCACUCACAAGAAACUCACAGCCAAAGGAGAGGAGAUGAUCAGCCCACUAAAUUUUGAACAGGCAGUCUCGGCCCGUGACGCUUUGGCGAAGGCCGUGUACGGCCGAACCUUUAAUUGGUUGGUGGAGAAGAUCAACCAGUCACUCGCUCUGAAGGCAGAAAUCUACCACAGCAGCAAAGACGCCUCAGUCAUUGGGCUUCUUGAUAUCUACGGUUUUGAGGUUCUGCAGCACAACAGCUUUGAGCAGUUCUGCAUCAACUACUGCAAUGAGAAGCUGCAGCAGCUCUUUAUAGAGCUCACCCUCCGAUCCGAGCAGGAGGAGUAUGAGACGGAAGGAAUUGCCUGGGAGACGGUGCAGUACUUUGACAACAAGAUCAUUUGUGACCUGAUAGAGGAGAAGCACAAAGGCAUCAUCUCCAUUCUGGAUGAGGAGUGCCUGAGACCGGGAGAGACUUGUGAUAUUUCCUUUUUGGAGAAGCUGGAGGACACAGUUGGCGGCCAUCCACAUUUUAUCACGCACAAGUUGGCGAAUGGAAAAACUCGCAGGGUGAUGAGCAGGGAAGAGUUCAGGCUGCUGCACUACGCAGGAGAGGUCAACUAUAAUGUCAACGGUUUCCUGGAUAAGAACAACGACUUGCUGAACAGGAACCUGAAAGAGGUCAUGUGCCAGUCAGAAAACCAGAUCCUAAGUCACUGCUUCCGCAGGGAGGAAGUGAUCGACCAAAAGCGUCCAGAGAUGGCUGCUUCCCAGUUCAAAAACAGCUUGAUGAAGCUGAUGGAGAUCCUCAUGUCUAAAGAGCCGUCCUACGUUCGCUGCAUCAAACCUAAUGAUGCCAAGCAGCCAGGACGUUUUGAUGAAGUUCUGGUGAGACACCAGGUGAAAUACUUGGGUCUGAUGGAGAACCUGAGAGUCCGGCGCGCUGGCUUCGCCUAUCGCCGUCGCUUUGAGGCGUUCUUGCAGAGGUACAAGCCCCUGUGUCCUGAGACGUGGCCCAACUGGAACGGAAAACUGGCUGAUGGUGUUUCUGCUUUGGUGAACCACCUGGGCUACAAACCAGAAGAGUACAAACUGGGCAGGUCAAAGAUCUUCAUUCGUUUCCCCAAAACUCUCUUCGCCACAGAAGAUGCCCUCGAGGCAAAAAAGCCAGAGAUCGCUGUGACGCUGCAGAAGUCUUGGAGAGGCUACAGGGAAAGAGCCAAUUAUCAGCGCAUCAGACAUGCAGUUAUCGUGAUCCAGUCUGGGUGGCGAGGGAUGAAAGCACGCAGGAGGGCUAAACGGCGCCGCCUGGCAGCUCAGUUGAUACGCAGGUUCAUAAAGGGCUUCAUCAACCGUCACGAGGAGUACUGUGACGACAAUGAUUACUUCCUGGAUCAUGUACGCUGCUCCUUCCUGAGACACGUGAGGAAAAAUCUCCCCAGGAGCGUUUUGGACAAGAGCUGGCCGACACCUCCUGCUUUGCUUGUUGAGGCCUCUGAGCAUCUCCAAGAGCUUCACAUGCGGAACAUGGUCAUCAAGUACUGCAGGAGAGUUCAACCCGAAUGGAAGAAGCAGAUGAUGCAAAAGGUCGUAGCCAGUGAGAUCUUCAAGGACCAGAAGGGCAGCUAUCCUCAAAGUGUUGGGAGGCUGUUUUUGGAUACCAGGCUUGAGCGAGAGCAAAUCAGCCUAAAAGUCCUCCAGACUCUCGGGAGUGAGAAAGUGCAGUAUGGCGUCUCCGUCAUAAAGUACGACAGGAGGGGCUUCAAGCCUCGCCCCCGACAGUUGCUCCUCACCAACUCCUUCGCAGUGUUGGUGGACCGGACCAAGAUCAAGCAGAGGUUGGACUACGCUGCUCUGAGAGGGAUCUUUGUGAGCUCUCUCUGUGAUGGGAUGGUUGUUCUGCGCAUGCAGUGCGAGGAUAACAAACAGAAGGGCGACGCUGUGCUGCACUGCAGCCAUGUGAUCGAACUGGUGACCAAACUGGCCAUGAUGGCGAGCAAGACAAACUACGUCAACAUCAGCCCUGGCAGCAUUCGCUUUGCCGUGUCCAGAACCAAGGAGGGAAUAAUAGAUUUCAUCAGAGGUUCAGAGUUGAAGGUGUCCAAAGGCAAAAGAGGACAUCUGCUGGUGACCGCUCCUCAGAUCAGCGCCACAUGAAGACCCAGAAAUCAGCAGGAAGAAAGUCAGGAUGGAUGAUGCUGAAGAUCAUUGUAUUUGGCACUUAAGGGCUUUUUCACUGCUUUCAGAUAAUCUGCACUGUUUUAAAUCAGCUCUAGCUCAACAUCAAAGACACUUAAGCUGCUGCAGCACUGUUACUUAUCAUGGCAUGAACAGGUGGAGCUCGGUAAAUUAGAAGAUGAUGAUAAAAAGUUGAAAGUUGAAUAUAAGAAAUUUUGAAGACUGACCACAAACAACGAUGCAUUUUUAUUUCUUAGGCUAGUUUGAAUGAUUGUUGCUUUUAUAAAAACCUAAGGUCCUUUUUCUCAGAAAAUUGGAUAAUUAAUUACAAAAGGGAUUUUUAAUACAGAAAUCCUGCAGCCCGCGUAGUCAUGGGAAUGACUGCUGACUUGGCAGAGGUCCAGCAAAUCAUGCUUAAAAACCCCAGGUUCAGCCACAAAAUGUAAUUUCUUAAGAAUCUUGAUAUUUGCAAAGGACUCAUUGGAAGGUUAAAUGGAGGGGAAAAAGGCUUAAAUGAGAAGAUUGUGGGACAAAACUCAGGCAAGAGUUUUGAAUUUUAAAACUUGUAAACAGAGAUUUGAGUUACUGAUUCAAGAACCACUAAACAGAAAUAUCCAGGACAUAAACUAAAAGUGUCCUAUUACUGAUGUUGAUUCACUGCUUUCCCAAAGACAUUAGAAAUACCUUUCAUGGAUGAAAAAGAGUAAAUAUUGAACAGAUUUCAACAGUUUGUGAUUUGUGAAAAAAAUGUUUCUGUUUUUGAAAAGGAGAAAUAAGAAUUAAUCUGUUUUUGAUAUUUAGCCAACCUUGGGUGGACUAAAUUUUAAGUGUUCAUAAAUACUAUUUAUUAAAAAAAAAUCUUAAUACAAAUUGUCUUAAAGAGUCUGAAUCAGCAGAAUAAUUUAGUACAGACUAAACUUCUCUAAAUUAUGGAUUUCAAAAAGAACUCCAUACAAAUAAUUGUAAAGAAGUAUGGAACAGUUUAACAAGUGUUUCAGAACUGAAAAGGUUUGAACACAAAGAAUAAAUGUUUCACAAAUCACAAAUUGUGUUUCUGAUAACCUGGAAUUAGUCCAGAAUAAUCAGGUUUGAACUGAGACUCUAAAACUGAGCUGCAGUUUCAAGCACAAACACGAUGCUGGUUGCAAAGGACAGAAACGCAGGAAAAUCAGAGGCAGAAGUGACGCGAAAAGAAAACCAGCAAAAAGCAAUGAAAACCAGUGAGUUCAUAUGCUGAGGGAACAGUGGAGAAAGACGCAAAGUGAAUCAAUGGCAGUCAAAAAGUAAGGAACAGCCGUGGAAGAGAGCAAACAGGCAGACUGAGGGAAGAAGAAGAAGAAUAAUGAACUGAGAACUGAGACCCAAAGAAAGUACAAACCCAGAGGGACAAGCCAGACCAAAAUCCAGGAGAAAUAAAUCCAAAUGCACAAAGAACACAAGAAUUUAAAAAGAAAUUCAACACAAUAUGGCAAACUGAUAGCAAUAAUAAUAUGUGGCAAGACCUUUUUCUAACAGUAAUAAACCCAGAGGUAAUUAGAGAUGAACAUAAAGAAAACCAAAAUUAGCCAUGGGUUGGUACGAGAUUUUCACAAUGAGAAAAAAUAUCACGUUGUCACAAAGCACUAAGAAUAAAAUGUGUGAUAUUGUAUCAUUGCUUUUAUGUGAAAAAACAGAAACUGCAGCAAUUAUUUGUACUGUUGCUAAAUUAACAAAAAACAUUGUUUUUUCUCAUUUUAAUAAUGUUAUGUGCACCAUUUAUUUAAUGUUAUUUAGAUUUUAAUACUAAAAUAUAUACAAUAAACACUGUUGACUUGUAACAGAAAUGCAUCUUAUAGCACUUACACUAAAAUAGCUUCUCUUAUUUUAAGAAAACUGAUGCAUUGCAUCCACACUGCUGGGUUUUUUAAAUUAGUUUUCACAAUAUGUAGCAUUUAUCUUUGUUUUUAAAAACCAAAAUUAUUUUCAAGCAGCCAAAUUUGGCUUUCUUGUAAUCAAUAAAGACGUGUGGGAAUGGAGGGUCAACACUUCAAAAUGCUAAAUAAAAUUCUGAUAAUUUUCUCUCGUUAAAAGCACGUCAAAAUGCAGGAACAUCUCUUUAAAAAUUUCUAUUUUGGUACCUGGUAACUUGCCAAUGCUUUGUUGCAUCAAAAAAAAAAUUUAUCUUGUUUUCUGUACACAAAUACAAGUGUCUCAAACCAGAGCCUUAUGCGUAAUGAUUGAAGGGAGUUUUGUAAUUGUUGUAAUUGUUUUUAGAUCUUGAACUUGAGCUGAGCAAUUUUUGUCUAGAUUUUUUAAAAGUAGUGAAAUGACCCUUUACUCAAAUGUCAGAUCAGAUGUUAUAACCAAGACUGAAGGACUAUGACUCCAAACCUUUCAUAGCUGUUGGUUUGCAGCCGCCUGAAAGUAUGAAACAUGUCUUCUUUUAUACAUUGAUUUACAGCAACUACUAUUAACUAUUUAAGUAUUAGAAAUAUGAAGUCUUCACUGUU
This is a messenger RNA of Poeciliopsis prolifica (blackstripe livebearer), 6221 nucleotides long. RefSeq names its product myosin Ic, paralog a (gene myo1ca). Lineage: Eukaryota; Metazoa; Chordata; Actinopteri; Cyprinodontiformes; Poeciliidae. The record is from RefSeq and is a predicted model, not a curated record. Gene Ontology annotation, biological process: vesicle transport along actin filament; actin filament organization. The coding region runs from base 577 to 3711 and encodes 1044 amino acids. The transcript has 32 exons. Gene Ontology annotation, cellular component: vesicle; actin cytoskeleton; cytoplasm. Gene Ontology annotation, molecular function: microfilament motor activity; ATP binding; actin filament binding.